GGGUGACGGUUCUCAACAGCAAAUGACCACAGGUGCGGUAACCAAUAGCGUAACGGGGAACCUGGUGGAUCGUCGAGAGGAGGCGCUCUGAAUACCUACUUAUUCUAAGUUCCAACGGCUUUGCCUUCCACUACCUCAACUACUUACGACGUACUGAUGAGAUGGAAGUUGUUUGCUGUACGUUGAGCUUGAAGAUAGCCCUCAAUUGAUGAAUGGGCUUAGCACCUCACAUGACCUGCUCUCAACGACUUCCUUCGGGACCAGGACAAUGGCCCCCUCCGGGACGACGACUAUCUCAACCCUCUAUCCCGACAAGCUCUCCUGACAAUGGGACAGCCCAUGAGGAUCCCGAGCUGGCUCGCAGGGGUCGGCGUGAAGCUGCGACAGAACCACCUCUGGCAGCGGAUAGUGAAGCACACCACCGCCGUCACCAUUGCUCUCAUCAUCGUUUUCAUCCCGGCCGUUAAUGCCCGCUAUGGGCCUUCCAGCUUCCUGGCCCCGAUGACGACCGUAUUUGGCCACUCGGGCCAGCGUUUCGGUCAGAUGGCCGAGUCGCUUUUCCUGAUCGUCUGCGGCGUAACGCUGGGACUCGGCUGGGCUCUCUUGGGUCUGCAUUUGUCGAGUCUCAUUUUCGAUACGAACCAGGCCGCCGGGUACACCAUCAGAGCCAUCUUCGUGGUCAUCGCCAUCAUAUUCCAUGGCUACAUCCGGUCUCACAGCCCAAGGCUCUUCAUCAUGGUGUUUGUUGUCCUCAUCAUAUGCUUUACUAUCUUGAUGGGUACCGUACAUACCGUCACCACCGCGCUGGUCACCCAGAUUCUGUAUCCAAUGCUCACGGCCAUGGGGGUACUACUGGUUACCAACGUAUCCAUUUUCCCAGAGUUCUCGGGCAGCUUCUUGGGCGAGACCACGAUCGAGGUUCUAUCCCAAACCGAGACCACGCUAAAGGCAGCCGUGGAAUGGUUUACAGAACCGAUCGCAGAAAAAAAAGCCAGGCCGUCCAACGCAGAUUCAGAUUCACCCUUUGAAGCACACAACGCCGCCUCUUCGGCCUCAACGUCUGCACACGCAGAUAAUCAAAAUGGCCAACAACGCCAGGUUGACUCGAGAAAGCCGCUGGAUAAGUCGACGCGGGUCUCUCGGCUUGCUGCCCUUACCGUCGCGAAGGAGAAUCUGAGGAUGAAACUGGGCAGCUGCAAGAAGGCUUACGAAGAAUGCACGUUUGAGAUCAUGUACUCCGUCCUACCUCCACGAAGCUUGAAGCCGAUAAGCAAGAGGGCAAUGGCAGGCCUUGUGCGAAACGUUAUUACACUAAUUAGUGCUUGUGAAAGCAAGUUUGCACUGAUUGGCGAAGAUAUCGAGGAUCCCCCGUCGAGGACGAGUGAGUUGGAUGCUAGCUCCGAUUCCUCACAUUCCGAGAGCGACUCCUCUUCCUCCGAGGAUAGUGGCUCAGACGACGUCGGUCGAGAGGGCAUGAGCAGAUCUAGCAAAAGGAAACUAAAGAGCCUGAAAGCCCGUCAGGCCCUUGCCGAUGUGCUAAAUGAGCUGAAGCCUCAUCGGGAGAUUGCCUCUGGCGAUGUCGAUGUUCUCGAGUCUCUCCUCGGUCGUGUUAGAGAACCUGUGGCAGAGCUGUUGACAAACGUCAACGACGCCAUUGACUUGGUUAUGACGUGUCUAGCUUAUUGCUACGAUGUAAAAAGACUACCCUCAGGCGCCAUCGUCCCGAAGGGCAUCAGAAUCGAGGAGGUUGAUAUCCGCGUGGACAUUUUCGCCACUGCGAUAGCUUCCUUCGAUAUAAGCUCUACGGAAGCACUUGGGAAAGCGGCGUUGGUGGGUGCCGCGGAUGGCGAGGUCGAUAUCAUGCCGAGAAUCGAAACCUUUGUCAUGUCGUCAUGCCUCCUGAGCCUGCGGCAGGCGGCGGAGCAGACCAUGCAGAUGCUCAAACAUACCAGAGUCCUCGUGGAGCGGAGACAAGCGAGACACGAGCGGAAACGGGUUUACAUGCCCAGGAGGAUCAAGUGGAGGAAGUGGCUCCUUUCCGGAGGAGAGCAAGAUGUGAUGGCACUCCCCGAGGAUGCGCGUAAGGACAUGCGGACCGGCAAGCACGUCAAGAAAAGUCCAAUCAAAGAGAAAGAAGACGAUGAAGAUGGCAAUAUAAGCGAUUCCCGCCCAGUUUGGUCUCGAAGCAGAGAUCCGGAAACAGCUGUCGCCGACACCCCCGAGAAGAAAUCACGUCCACGGGAGCUGCGACGACCACCCCGACGCAGGGCUGAGAGCAAGAAUAGAGCCUCCGAACCCUCCACCCUCUUACAGCACAGGGGCCAGGUGGCAAACUUGGUGGAAUCCAUCAUGCACUCCGAACAUCUCGGCUACGCCCUCAAACUUGCUGUCGCGGUCAUGCUGGUGAGCUGGGUCGCCUUCUUUGGACCGCUGAACUCGUGGUAUGCAUCCUCUCGAGCGACCUGGGCGCCGCUGCAGUUAGUUCUCGUCUUCGAGGUCGCCAUUGGCUCUUCAUUCUGGAUCUUCAUGGUUCGAGCCGUCGGAGUGCUCUUCGGAUGCGUAUGGGGCUUCGUCGCGUAUAAGAUCAGCCAGGGCAACCUUGUUGCGCUCGUUGUUCUUCUGGUCAUUGCAAUAAUCCCGUCGGCUUAUGUCCAGCUGGGUACUCCGUAUGUCAAGGCUGGCAUGAUCUCGAUUGUAUCAAUGAGCGUGGUUUCCUUAGCUAUCAUCAGUUUCUCGGGUGCCCCAUGGGAGAUCUUCCUAAAACGCCUUGCUGCCUUCAUGGUCGGCGGAGCUGUCGCGAUCCUCGUUGAGCUGGUGCUAUAUCCUGUCAGGGCGAGAGAUCGGCUGGUGGAGUCGCUAUCGUCGUGCAUCAGCCAAAUCAGUCACAUGGAGGGAACUAUUGCUGGUGGGGUAGAGGACCCGAAUAAGGUCUCGGACAUACUGUCAGCACGCUCGAUCUCGCGAUUUAACAAGGCGGAAAAGAAGGCACAAAACGCCCUCAGGGCUGCCGAGACCUUUCUCCCGUUCUGCCUCAGUGAACCCCGUCUUCGGGGCAGCUUUAAGAGCCUGGAGCCCAUCUACCGCGAGAUCAUCUACGUUCUCCACCAGAUCAUCGACCGCAUGGACAAUGUGAUGGCACUGCGCCUGGCCUAUGGAAGCUCCGUGCUCAAGGAGCUUAACCCCCAGAUCUACUCGUACCGACGGAAUCUCGCGGCCAGCGUCACGCUGACCCUCUUCGCCGUGAACGAAGCGCUGACUACAAGGCUGCCGCUGCCGCAGUUCCUCCCGUCGUGCCGCCUCGCCCAGCUAAGGCUCGUCAACCGGGUCCGCGAGGUCAUGCAGUCGGAGCCGUCGUUCGCGGGGGCCGUGGUCAUCGGGGCUCCCAGCGAGAGGAGGGGAUGGGUAGGGGGAGGGGGAAGGGGGGGAUCGGGCGUCGGCACUCCCGGGACCCGCUCCAGGGCGACCAGCCAGGUGAUACGCAGCGCCAGCAAGCAGACCUUCCUCUCGUGGAACGCCACCACGGCCGGCCAGAUGGAGAUCAUCGAGUACCUCGAGGAGCUGGUCGACCUGGCCAAGCUGCUGGUCGGCGUCAACGCCUUCCGCAGCGGUAUGCUGGACCGGCCGAGCUACCAGAACUACGUCGAGCGCCUCCGCAUGCAGGACGGGCGGCGGUCGUCCGCGGCCGCGCCCCCCGACGACAGCGACGCGACCAUGACGAUGCCCAUGUCCCCCGUCUCGAGCGCGCCGGCGGCCGUGCGGCGGUGGAGGGCGCCCAGCAUGGGGACGACGGGCCUGGAGCGCUCGCUGUCCGCGUUCCGGGACAACGUCGUGCGGAGGAGGAAGCGGAGCAACACGGAGGCGCAGCGGGGCCAGGACGGUGCCGGUGGCGGUGCCGAGAGGGCGGAACAGCUCCCGGUCAGCCUUCAACGUGUGGGCACUAGAAUUAGAAAGGAGAGGAGUUUGGCUGGGAAGAUGAACAUGCCGAAUAGCUAGCAUGGUGGAAGAGUGAUCAUGAGCCUGUAUGCUAGUUAAAACAUGCCCAAGAACGCAAAAGGGAUGUGUUUUUGGCCAAGAAUGGCGGCGAUGUAAAUAGUAGGCAUGGUCUUGUACUUGCUAAUACUACAGCUAAUACUACAAAAGCGACAAGAGUGCCUAAACCGCGUCCAGACCUACAACUAGAAAAUGCAUGCUCAGCGGGUGGUCUCUUUUCUUCAUGUCCACCCUUCGCCGAGCAUGUCUGCCACGGUGUACCCCUCUCGCCAGAUUUGCAAGGGGGUAGCUAGU
Molecule: messenger RNA, 4284 nt
Organism: Phialemonium atrogriseum
Lineage: Eukaryota; Fungi; Ascomycota; Sordariomycetes; Cephalothecales; Cephalothecaceae
Exons: 3
Coding region: 328-3993 (1221 amino acids)
Source: RefSeq, a predicted model, not a curated record